GACCCCAGCCCCUGGCGGGAAUCGUGCGGAAUUUGGCGUUCGCCAAGCAACGCUUCGACUCGACGGCGGACCCAGUGUUGAAAAUCGCCCUCUUGCUCGUGCCGGUGGCAACUUUGCUAGCGUACAUCGCGUCGGACCGUCGCCACGACCGGGAGCAGCGCCAUCGGGCGGGCGCCUUGUUGCGGAAAUUCGAUACUAAGUUCUGUAUGGCCGUUGGUGUGGCCGCGGACUGGGGGAUCAUAUGCAAUUGGUUCUUGCGACUCUUCGACGUCGCCAGCCACGACAUUGCAAAGUCGCGUUCCGAGAUCGAUUGCAUGGUCGAGACGCUGGAUGCUGUCUUCAUGGAAGGGCGGGUCUUCCAGUCGGCCCUCCAGGAGCCGCUACCGCGGCUCCGUGUCCGAGCGGAAGGACACGAGGCUGGCUUCAUCACAGAGACGGUCAUGCGCGAUCUUCGCCGCAGGUAUGUGUUCUACGCAGACGGAGACCCCGUGAUGCCAUGGGGGGAACCAGCAGCAGCGCACAAGGAGGAGCUCCUCCACCGAUUGCAGAACGUGGCGAGCUUGACAAAAGAGCGCUUGCUCGCGGACUUCCCGCGGACUGACGUCCGCUCGGCGCUGGCCAUGUUUGACCGGCGUCUCGUGCAGAAAGGCUUCGGCCCAGUGCCCGAUGUGGAAGUGCGGCGUUUCCUUCUGCGGGGCGUUCGCCAGCUGGCGGGCCUCCUCGGCUGCGACGAGCAGGCGGCGGUAUUGCAGUACAACGGCGUGCUUCCCUACAUGAUGCAACAGAUGGGGCCAUCCCAGCCACUGGCGGGGGCAACUAACCAGCAAGCGUGGGCUCGCAUUCUCGACGAUGUCUUUUGGGAGGCGGCUUGCCCGAACCGGCUCCGUGGGGCCUCUCGCAUGCUCUGCCGCCUCGUGCGUUUCUACAUUUCGAUUGAAGACGGGGAGUGCACCGUCGAGCGCGACUUAGCCCGAUAUCGGGAUCAACGGGUAGAGCACCGCACUGAUGAUAUUGCUUUUCACGACGACUGCUUGAUCCUGAAGUUGAACGGGCCGAAGACGGCGUCAGAAUUCGACGAAGGCGCGGCUCGCCCUGGACUAGGCUUGACGUCCUUCUCCAGGGAAUGCGCCAGCCUCUGGCGGGAACUGCUCGGCCAACGGCGUGGGCAUUACAACCCUCAAGCUACUGCGGCGGCCGCGUUAAAAAGGAAGAGCGCGCCCGGGCUGGUUCGCGGACGUUCUCGGGCCGUCCUUGGGGCCGCCCGCCUGGCCGUGACUGUUGCCCGCAUUCGACGGGCGCGGGGCCCGUCGACCGCGGUGCAUUCCGGCGCCGGCACUGAGGGGAGCGCUUUGUGGAGCGACGACAUGGGUAAGUUCCAAGCGCGCAGCCGCAACAAUAUACCAGGCGUCCAGCAGACGCGGGCGCGUCCAGGGGCGCCUUUCGUGAACCCGCCCGGCGUCAACCUGGCCCCGAGACUAGGUUCGACGACGCAGCCUCUGGCGCGGCCCUCGCCGUACAGCAAGGUAGCAAGCCUCGGCGGUGCGACCGACAUGUGCCCUGCGAGAGGUUGCGCUACUGCCACUGGCAGACACCGUUGCGCAGAAGCAGACCUCGUCGUCGUUCCAGACUUGGCGUUUCUCCACGACGUGGACGCGCUGGCAGCAAGUGUGGAUCUGGCCGUCUCUUUCUUUUACAUCGCCUCGCUUGGCCUGGACGUCGUUACGCAGACGCUCCUGGUCGCAGCCCAGGGCCACCCAGACAGAAUUCCACUCGACCAUCGCACGCGCCACGUCCCAGCAAACGAGCGCCAGGAGGUUAUUCAUCUCGGGCCAGGCCUCGUCACGGUGCAUCCAGAUGUGCGGGCGGCGGUGCGGCGCGUGGCCCGCAGAGCGGGGUCGAACCUCGCAGUGUCGGAAGCGGCACCCCCAGCCUCUGGCGGGACGCUUUUCUCGACUCUGCGCGACGUCGUCGCAUGGGCGUCUGCAGCGAGGCAG
Molecule: messenger RNA, 1994 nt
Organism: Prorocentrum cordatum
Lineage: Eukaryota; Dinophyceae; Prorocentrales; Prorocentraceae
Source: the annotation of a GenBank genome assembly